Molecule: messenger RNA, 1452 nt
Organism: Branchiostoma floridae (Florida lancelet)
Lineage: Eukaryota; Metazoa; Chordata; Leptocardii; Amphioxiformes; Branchiostomatidae
Product: neurexin-4-like
Exons: 7
Coding region: 157-1140 (327 amino acids)
Molecular function (GO): oligosaccharide binding
Source: RefSeq, a predicted model, not a curated record
ACAAAGGCUUAAUCAAUUCCACUGGGGAAAUACAUCACACUGUGGCGGCCUAUAUAACAGCUGCUGCUGCACACUGGAGCCUCACUUCAGGCUCCUGUCAAGCUGAGUCAAGAACUGAGGGAGCAACCAGACCUACAGCAGACAACUUGAGGAACAAUGAAGCUGUGUAGUGUGUUGCUGUUGGUGGUGCUUGUGGCAGUGCCAGCCUGGAGCCAGUUUCCUCCAGACAACUGGGAGUUCCCAGACAGGAGGAUAGAGAACAAUGAGGACCUGCAGGCCCUGCAGUGCAGGCACACCUGCAAGGAUGUCAAGGCUCUGAAGAGGAGGAUGCGAGAGAUGGAGUCCCGGGUUCUGGCACUGGAAGAUGCUGCACAAGCGCCUCCUACUGGAUUGUUGAAGAUGCUGCAGCUAGAAGGCAGGAUCAGGGAGUUGGAACAACUGCUACUGAAGUCAAACAAGCCUUCAACAGUGCAGGAAAUUGUAAAGCCACGGAAGGACCAAGGAACAGACACCCACGUUUUUGCAUCCUGUGCCGAGCUGAAGGACAACGGGUACACCAAGUCAGGGACCUACACCAUCGACCCUGAUGAUCUUGACUAUGGAGUGGAACCAUUCCAGGUUUUCUGUGACAUGACAAGCGACAAUGAUACUGGAAUCACGUUGGUUGGCCACAACAGUGAGGAGAGAAUGUUGGUGAAUGGCUUUGAGACAGCAGGGUCCUACUCCAAGGAUAUCUCCUACUAUGGGGCCUCCAUGGAGCAGAUUGCAGCCUUGAUCAAGGCCUCCAAAUCCUGCAGGCAGUUCUUGAAGUAUGAGUGUUUCAGCUCGGGCAUCCAUGGCCGUAUUCUUGACCUUGACGUGACCUACGCCAGCUGGGAGAGUCGUCAGGGUGAGAAGAUGGACUACUGGGCAGGGGCCAGCCCUGGCAGUGGGAAGUGUGCAUGUGGGGAGACAGGCACCUGUGCCAAGGCUAACCCACGCUGCAACUGUGAUGUCAACGACAAGCGCUGGCGUGCUGACGAGGGGUACCUGACAGACAAGGCGACUCUGCCCGUGUCACGUCUGAACUUCGGCGACACCGGGCACGAGUGGGAACAGGGCUACUAUACCUUGGGCAAGCUCGAGUGCACAGGCUAUUAGCAACAAUCUAACAGUCACAAUAAGUGGGUGGGAAUGGGUGCUGGCCACCAUUUUUUAAUUGGCUGAGUGAAAUUAGCUUCAAAUGAUGCCAAUCCUUUUCAUUGUGUAUCAAAAGGCAACUCUGUUUACCCAAAAGCACGGCUCAUUUGGACGCAGAAGAGGCCAGAUGUUAUCUUCCGAUAAAGGACAAGAUGUAUGCUCAGUAAUGAAAGUACAGCUGUAUUUGACAUUUUCUUUUGUUAUCAAUAGAUAAUGCAUAGAACUUGAGUCACACUAACAAUGCAUUAAAUGUGAAAUCUAGCAAAAUAUUGA